GAAAGAGUAUUCUAUCUCAAUCGACGAUCAAGUCGUUUUAGCUUUUGUUUGUUGAUGUCUUAUAUUAUAUUUAUAUAUAUUAUAACAUUUAAUCGUUGCUAAUUUUCAGCAGGCCGUUUACAUGAUUCGAACGCGUUAAGUACAAUGUUUAUAAUGUGAAAUCAGGUACUGGUGACUUUAUUUCGGGAGAGGCUAUAAAAACGGGAAUGUAAACCCUGUUUGUUGGCAGUCGCGUCUCGAAAUGAAAUGGUGCACGUGUGUGACUUUAAUUUGGAUUUUUUGGACGGGCUCUGUGGAGUCUGAAUCCCCUCCCGAUCCUCUGAUCGUCGAGAUUCCAAACGGAAAAAUCCUUGGUCUGGAUAAUGGACUUUACUACAGCUACGAAUCGGUGCCGUAUGCUGAGCCCCCGAUUGGCGAUCUCCGGUUUGAGUCUCCCAAACCGUAUGAAGGCCAUUGGAAGGACAUUUUUAACGCCACCCGACCACCUGUAGCGUGCCUGCAGUGGAAUCAGUUCAUCGAUGACACCAACAAGCUGGCUGGCCAGGAGGACUGCCUGACGGUGAGCAUCUACAGGCCAAAGAGCACAAAAAGGAGCAGUCUUCCAGUGCUGGUUCUUCUCCAUGGAGGGGCCUUUAUGUUCGGCAGAGCUUCGCUGAAUGGACACGAGUACCUUAUGCGGCAGGGAACUCUGAUAGUGGUCAAAAUUAGCUAUCGUGUUGGACCUCUGGGUUUUGUGAGCACUGGGGAUAAAGACUUACCCGGCAACUUUGGCCUGAAGGACCAACGUUUGGCCCUGGAGUGGAUCAAGAAAAACAUAGCCCACUUCGGUGGCAAACCGGAGAACAUUGUGCUCAUUGGUCACUCGGCGGGAGGAGCCUCUGUUCACCUGCAAACUCUGCGCCAUGAUUUUGGUCAGUUGGCGAAGGCAGCGGUUUCCGUCAGCGGCAAUGCCCUGGACCCAUGGGUCGUUCAGAGCGGAGCUCGAAGACGAGCCUUUGAACUGGGUCGCCUCUUGGGCUGCGGACAAUUGCAUGACUCGGUGGCCCUCAAGAAAUGCCUCAAAUCUAAGCCUGCCGGUGAAAUAGUCUCCGCCGUGAAAAGUUUCCUGAUAUUUUCCUACGUCCCAUUCACACCAUUUGGUCCUGUAGUGGAACCUGCGGAUGCUCCAGGUGCCUUCCUCACCCAACAUCCCAGUGAAGUCAUUAGGAGUGGAAAAUUUGCCCAAAUCCCUUGGCUUGCCUCAUACACAACUGAAGAUGGUGGAUACAAUGCAGCUUCUUUGCUGGAACAAUCCAACAAAACUGGGGAAAAUUUAAUUGAAAAACUAAAUGAUCGCUGGUUCGACUGGGCGCCGUACUUGCUAUUCUACCGGGACUCCUUCGAAACCAUUAAAGACCUGGAUAAUUAUUCCACAGACAUAAGACAGGCCUAUCUUGGAGAUCGACGUUUUGGCUUAGAAAGUUAUUGGGACUUGCAGCGGAUGUUCACGGAUGUGCUCUUCAAAAACAGUGUGCCAAAGGCUCUGGAUCUUCAUCGCCAGUACGGAAAAAGUCCUGUUUACUCGUUCGUGUAUGACAACCCAUCCGUCAGCGGAGUGGGACAGGUCCUUUCCAAGCGCAGUGAUGUCAAUUUUGGUACUGUCCAUGGAGAUGACUUCUUUCUCAUUUUUGAUGUGGGAUCCUUCAGAGCAGCUAUUCGCCCAGAUGAGGAAAUUAUUUCCCGAAACUUUAUUAGGAUGCUGGAAGAUUUUUCCUUAAGUGAUAAUGGAACUCUGACCUUCGGCAGCUGCGUUUUUGAAGACAAUGUGGGGAGAGAGCAUCUACAACAUUUAAGAAUCACACGAAAUGGCUGCAAAAAUGAGAAAUUCUCUCUUUAA
Drosophila bipectinata is the source of this 1876-nucleotide messenger RNA. RefSeq names its product esterase P-like. NCBI's taxonomy places the organism in Eukaryota, Metazoa, Arthropoda, Insecta, Diptera, Drosophilidae. The record is from RefSeq and is a predicted model, not a curated record.